Prionailurus viverrinus (fishing cat) is the source of this 6342-nucleotide messenger RNA. RefSeq names its product neuroblastoma breakpoint family member 6-like. The coding region runs from base 3297 to 5198 and encodes 633 amino acids. NCBI's taxonomy places the organism in Eukaryota, Metazoa, Chordata, Mammalia, Carnivora, Felidae. The record is from RefSeq and is a predicted model, not a curated record. The transcript has 22 exons.
GGGGAGGAAGGCAUACUUACCUGGCAGGGGAGACACCAUGAUCAGCAAGGUGGUUUUCCCAGGGCGAGGCUUGCCCAUUGCACUGCGGGCGUGCUGACCCCUGCGAUUUCCCCACAUGUGGGAAACUCGACUGCAUAAUUUGUGGUAGUGGGGGACUGCGUUCGCGCUCUCCUCUGGUCAGCGGUCUUUCAAAGACAGAUGUUUGAGUGCUUCGUUGCUUUGCUUUUUCUUCUUUUUUUUUACUUUUAGGUGUCUCUUCACAGCAGAGUGGAUUGUUGUUUUGUAGGCAGUUCUUUACUUGUCCUAUCUUUGCUGUUGGUCUCCUGUGUGGUUGGUUGUGUCUCACUUUUGGCGGUGGGAGCAAUGUCCCUUGGGGGGUUUGAACUGGUCACCCUGAUCCUGCUACAAAGGCUUUUUUACGGUUUUUUUUGCCUUUGUAAAAAAGACCGGAGGGCUCUGACGUCUCACCACACACGUGGCGCCAGGACUGCAAGUGGGAGCUCACCACCUGACCUCAGCUGGGUUAUGAGCUGGAGCCCAAGUCAGAGGCUUAACCAACUGAGCCUCCUAGGCGCCCCACGUGUUCGCAUUUCUUAGGGAUGGCCUCAGUGCUUUCUCUGCAGGAGGGGAGGGAAGUGGGGCUGCAGUGCUCAACCAUUGCCUGGCUUCCCCAUUUUCUGCCAGCAGGUACAAGGGAGCUCCCAGGAGCCUAAGGCCAGUGCUACUCAGAGGUGUCUUUGGGGAAAAAAAAAGAGAAAAAAGAAAAUCACUCCGGGGCUGCCUGGGUAGCUGAGUGGCUGAGCGUCCCACUUUGGCCCAGGUCAUGAUCUCAGGGUUCCUGAGUUUAAGACCCACCUCCUGCUCUGGGCUGACAGCUCUGAGCCUGGAGCCUGCUUUGCAUUACUUGGCUCCCUCUCUGCACUGCGCGCGCUCUCUCUUUCAAAAAAUAAAUAAGAACCAUUAAAAAAAAGAGAAGAAAAACACUCUGGAAGGAGGGGAUUAUAUGGAAAAGACAAAAAGAAUCACAGGGGGAUUUGGUUGGGUUCCCACAGGGUCCCCAUGGGUUGGGGGAAAGGGGACUCUCACACAACAGGAACUCAGGAAACAUGCACACAGGGAUUGGAGCAUAUGGAAGGCAUUUCACACAUCUGUAAACAUUUUGCCUCACGUGGAAAUCGUGGUAUGUGCUUGGCCGUCAUAAGGUGCCUGAAUCAGGAAAUCUGGAGGUACUCUCCCUGAGGAAAGGAUGGGGCAACUACCUUUGUCCUUGCAGAUCCAGAGCCUUUCUGAGCCCUGAGAGAAUCUUACGUGUUGACUGACAUUCCAAUUCAAGAUCAACGCAGAGACCCUACACUUUUAAGUUUGUUGGGUUUCCCGUGUGUGGCCAGAGGUCCCCUGGCGGAGAACAGUUGACACGCGGAGUACAGAAGUAGGCCAAGAAACAGAAUAUUACCUGGAUAUACCACAUUACUUACCGCCCUCACUAGUCUCACCGAACAUGGGAGUGGGCAUUUCAAUACCUGGUAUUCAACGAGGUUUAUGGAAAAAAAAAAAAAAAAAAAGGAAAGUUUGGGUUAAUAGUUUAAAUUGUUGUGUCCACAUUGAAUUCCAUGGGCAGUGAAGAAAGUUUUCUAGGUUCUGAGUGUGGAAAUGAGGGGCUAAAGGAUAAAAAACUAUUUUACAACUCAAUGUAACUUUGGUAACUUAGUAUCUUUCACACUUGACACAGUUUUCUUUCAUUUUGUCUGAUGCCCUGCUCCCGUGAGUAAGUCUAAAUGUAUCUGUACAAGAAAGCUGCUAUCAAUACGAAACGUAAAAUCCAUACCAUUGCGUUUGGCCCUGCUUAUUCCUAACGGUGUUUUAGGCUGGUUUCUAACUGCUUGUAGCCACGUUAUGGCUCACUCUGAAGGCAGCCCAUUCUAGCCACAGGCACACUUCUCCUUGGCCCACCUCUAGUCUAGGUUAAGCAGACCGUCUGAGCUGGCUCCCUCACUGGGGGAAGGAUGUAGGUCAAGCAGGUAAUAAAGGGAAAUGGAGAGAGGAUGCUUAAACCAGGCAUUGUCAUGAGUGGGAUGGACAAUGUGGGAGGACUAUGGCAAUGCUAAAAUAACAUGCCUGGCGAUAUCUCUCUCACUCGCUCGCUCUCUCUCUCUCUCUGUCUCUCUCUGCAAACUUGCACUGCCCAAUGAGCAAUGCUGGGAGAAACCAUUGUAUCCCUUCUCGGAGGAAGAAAAUUGGAUUCCUGCUGAUUUAUAAGCUCAGCCUAAACACUCCACCCAGACAAUUUGGACAGAAGAACAGGAACUGGGUUCCUUGCAGUUGCUCAGUUCCUUCAGUGACGCUGGCCUGGAAAGAAAGAAAGUCAAAAGAAGAGGAGAGGUUGCAUUGAAAAGACUUUGGGGGAACAUAAUACAGUGGCUGUUACAUUGCUCUCCUUGAAUUGAUUUGCCUGUGCGGUCCUGCAGAUCAGAAGUCUGGAUGACGAGGCUGCUUCUCUGCUCACAGAAUUGAUGAGAAGAGAAUAAAAGGACAGAGGUCUUCAUGAAGAAAUGACCUCCAUGAGGGAUGACAUCCCCCAGUGAAUGGAGUAGAGGAGGAAACUAUAGGGCAGUGGAGGUGCUAAAAGCCCAGAUCACAGAAGCAGGACCCACUUCCCAGAAAUGUCCCCAUUUCCCAUUGAAAGCCAUCUUGAAUGAGGGACUUGAUCUCAAUGCUGAAUCAGUCUGGAGCCCGGCUGAGCCCACACUGGAAACAGAGGACCGAGGGAGCCGAUGGAAGACAGAAAAUCAGCAGGUGUGGAGCAUGAGAAUAACCCGGAGAAGGACAAAGAGCAGAGGAUUGGAGUGGGGGUCCAGGCCCAGGACCUCUCUUCCCAAUGACAGAGUGAGCCAUUGAGAGGAAUCCCCGAGGAGAAACCCGUCUUCAUCAGAGCUCACCACAGGGCAGUGUCCUGGGACAUGGAGAAGCUGGGUGACCUGCCUUGGCCCAACAGCCCUGGAGCCUCAGCCAGAUUUCAGCCUUUUAGGACACAACUGACACCCGGGGUGCAUGGUGGCUCCAACCAGUCAACACUGCCAAGAUGUCCAGAGGAAACGGCUGGCAUCUGUAGCUACUACCCACUAUGUCUUGGCCAGCUGGAGAAACAGAGGCAACUUCACUAAAUCUCAUAGGGUCAUCCUCUCCAUAAUGACCCGUGAUGAUCUGUCUUCCUCUCUGCUGCUGACUCUCCAGUGCUGUGGGGUGUUGUUCAAGUUGUUCCCAAUAUCCCCAUUCUACCUCUUCUGCCACAUGUCACCAUGGCAGCACCUCUUGACCCGGUGUCUGAUCCAGGGACAGAAAUGAGCCUCCUGGAACUCAACCAGGAGCUUCAAUCCAAGCUGGAAGCAAGCCAGCAGGACUUCCGAGACCUCAGAGAGAAAUUCCUUGUAUCCGAAGCUACUGCCUACUCCCUGGCCAACCAGCUGCAGAAAUAUAAGUGUGAAGAGUUGAAAGACAUCAUCCAAUCCGUGCUGGGGGAGACGCUGCAGUGUAAGCAGGGGAAGUUGGCAGAGACCUUGACCGAGAAGCUCAGGCAAUAUCAUAUCCUGAUUAAAGCUCAGGCUGCAGAGCUGACCCAGUUGUGGCAGAAGUUACGGGAAGGGAGAGAAGUUUCUGAGCCAGUCGAUCAGCACCUCAAGGACCUCCUCACCCACGACGACCCCGAGCGUUCCCAAGGCCAGGGCUUCCAGGAGCAAGUGGCCGAGGGACGCAGGCUGGCAGAGUGCCUUGCCCGCCAGCUCAGCCCCGAAGAUGAGGAGAAGGAGGAGGAGGAGGAGGAUGAACAAGCAGAAGAAUCCCUCACCACCAGCAUGGAGCUUCCGGAAGCUGAAAAGAAGGAAGUCCUCCAGGACACGCUGAAUGAAUGUGUUUUGACACCUUCCAUUGGCCAAGAAGGGCGUGACUGCUACCAGCCUUACAGGGAUGGCACGUUCCCAUCGGAUAAACAGGAAUUCGGCUCUGCUCUGGAUGUAGCCUGUGAAUGCUCCCAUUCCAAAGGGGAUGAAACUCCACCCGGUUCCCCAGACAACCAAAUGGGUCACGAGGGGCUGAAAGGGCGAGAGUCAGAUGCCCCCAGGCUCAGUAGACUGCUGCUAGAGGUGGUGGAGGAGGAAAUCACAUGGGACUCUCUGGAUGAACGCUACUGGACAUAUUCGGUUCUUCCUGACCUGUCUGACUCCUACUGGCCUUACAGGAGCACCGCCAUCUUCUUCCCUGAGGAACUGGAAGUCUCUUCUGCUCUGGAAAUGGCCAAAAAUCACACCCAUCAAGAGGAGGAACAAGACCAAGACCUGACAUGCACCAGGUUCGGCAGGGAGCUGCAGGAGAAUGCAGAGCAGGAUGUCCAACAGGACUCACUGGAUGAACGCUAUUUGACUUACUCAGCUCUGCCUGACCUAUCUGAUUCCCCCUGGACACACAGGAGGGCCAACAUCAACUCAUAUGAGGAUCUGGAUGUCUGUCCUGCUCUGGAAGCAGCUAACAAUCAUAAUGAUCUUUGCGAUGAAGAAGACCAGGACCCGACAUGCCCCAGCAACACCAGGCUCUGCAGGGAGCUGCCAGUGGCCCCAGAGGAUGAAGUGCCACAGGACUCAGUGGGGGAAUGCAAUUUGACUGCUUCCGUUGGCCAUGACCUGUCAGACACCUAUAGGCCUUAUAGGAGUGCCUCAUUCACCUUUGACAAACAGGAAGUCUUCUUGGGCGUGGAUGUAGAUGCCCCGAUGCAGGUGCCCGGUCCCCAAGGGCCAUCGAGUGGAAACUUGACUUUCCCAAGGACGGAGGUGCAAGCUUCACAAGCACCGCCACAGUCAGAUACCCAGGUGGCCAAUUCUGUGCCAGGGCAGCCGGACCAGCAGUUGGCUUGUGGUGACCGCAGAGCCAGGCUCCGCCCCUCCCCCGCCAUCAGGAGACUGGCAGCCACGAUGGUUUCUGGGAGCCAACGGCCGCUCUUCCAAGAGCAGGGUUUGGAAGCUUCCAUGGGUGUGAAGAUCCCUCCCAAGCUGGAGGGUGACGCUGCUGAGGGCUCGGUGGCCAACCAGUGUGCAGGUCAAGUCUUUGGCCACGUUAAUGCCCUGGGUGUGAUGAAACAGAAGAUGAUCAAGAGAAAAGUGCAGUUCGGCGAGGGCAGACUCGCGUGCAGAUUCCGUGGCAUUCAAGCUUAGGGCACAGAGAUACCAAGGACUUCAGGAACUAAGAAAAGAUACUCCUCAUUUAAACGAAACCCCAUCAUAAAACCCCAUCAUUCUCCACUUGCUGAAAAGAACUCUAAAGCAGCAAAUCAAGCUAAAGCCCAAACAGAACAUGCGAGGGAUCCUUUGCUGAGAAUCGACAUCUCGAUCACAAGCCACUCUCUGGGAUUUUUACUCCAAAAGUCUGGUUUCAUGAGAGGAAUUCUCGCUCUUCUGACUCCAGUCGUGAUAAGUCGCCGAGGCAACCAAUGCCCAGACCACACGCCCUUGUGAGACACCUUCAGUCUGGCCCCUCUCCAUUCCAUCCUGCGGAUAAGCAGAGGCUGGAGCAACGUGGCAAUAGACCCCAUGUCAAACUGGACAUUCUGGGCCACCAGCUGGGCUGUGCCAGGAGCAGACAGCAUUAAGUACGCAGCGUUCUUGCUGAAGAGGCUUAGCCUGAAUCUGAGCAUGAGGUAGGGAUCAGAAAACUGCAGAAUUUUGACCAUGGAACAAGACAUCGGGCCUGUCUUUCUUCAAACAGCCAGUGUCCACAGCACAAAUAAGACGACAAAAAGGAGAAGAGAUACGUUGGGUUCCAAAGGACUCAGAAGAUUGUGCUAUCGUAAUUUUGUAGUCCUUUCGAACCCCAAACAUCUCCUCACCUUUCUGUGGCUGUCUCUGGUGGUGGUGACACUUCCUUGUCUGUAGGGGACAGGCCAGAUGUCUGGCUUGAUGGUCUACAUCCUGAAGGUGUCUGAUCACUUCCUCCUGAUUAAAUUCAGUCUAACCUUUUCCCGGGUCGUUCCCUCGUGAAUGCAGUGUGUGUCCCAGCCCCGCCCACCCAGAGACCCAGAGCCUCCAGUCUGCCAUCACCAUCAUUGUGAGAGCAGCACUGGUUGCCUUCUAUGGGGGGCCUAGCAGAUCGUUCAUGGUCUUCUGUUUGGGUGUAACAUCUGAGACUGUGUGAAGAUGCUCUCUCUAAAGUCUGUCUCUACAAUGUUACCAUCUUUUAGUGAUCCCUGCAGUGUGUCACAACCGUAUCUGUUUGUAUGUUGGAAAAACUCUAGUUGUAUCAUCCUUGUGUAUGUGUAUUUGCUGGCAUUGUGCCGUGGAAAAGAACACUCCCUCCCCGUUC